Messenger RNA from Coregonus clupeaformis (lake whitefish), 1691 nucleotides. Its product is annotated as cell wall protein RBR3-like. The record is from RefSeq and is a predicted model, not a curated record. Bases 138 to 1415 code for a protein of 425 amino acids. The transcript is spliced from 2 exons. NCBI's taxonomy places the organism in Eukaryota, Metazoa, Chordata, Actinopteri, Salmoniformes, Salmonidae.
CAUACAAGGGGUUUGUUUCGCUUGUUUUUCUUACAACCAACCAUUAUUUUCCAAAACUUUUAGCACGUUGCUGUAUAAAAUAAUACGUCUUCAACAUCAGUCUGCAAAGGAUAGACUCGGAAGAACGAAGUGAGGGCAUGGCAGCUCGUGUGGAAAUGGCAUCUGGUGAGGUGGGCCAAGCAGGAGGGGCUGGCGUCAAGCCUGCGCCCGGCCCCAAACCUCGCCUGACUCCCAAACCCUUCUCACUGCAGAGGAACACCACCUUACGCUCCAUCCUAGCCCCAAAGACACUCACAACGACUCCACAGCCAUCUCAGACCACACCCACUACACCCACGACCUCCAGCAAACCAGGGCCUAAUCAGCCUAUCAGUGCCCCUGUGUCUGACUCAAGCAGCGCUGUGAAACUCGAUGCAGAGAGCACCAUGAUACCUGAACCGACUAAUGCUCUCAAAGCUCCUUCAGCCAUAACACCCCACACUGACUCAACCCACACCACUAAACAAAACCAAGCUGCUCUUUCCACAUCCAGCUCCCUUACUGCCCCAACAUCUGAGCCACCGGCUAGUACCAUAUCUGACCCAACUGGAACCUCAGAGGCAAAUCAAGUCAGUGAAUCUGAACUGAAUGAACAUGGAGACUCUGAUACAGGCCACUCCGCUACUGGAACUGAGGCUGUACCAUCACCAUCGGUUACCUCAGCUCCCCUUCAACCCCAGUCUGAAGACACUGUGAGCGAGCCCACCUCUGCGGUCGUCAGGCACCAAGCUGGGGAGGAUCAGGCAGCCCACUGGGGAGGAGGCAGGAAGAGGCUGUCCAUGGAGCUCACCUCCAGGGUUGAGUUGGCCGGCCGCUCGCUCCCCUCACAGCCACCAGCCAAAGACAACAAACAGAACCAGGAACAGGCGACCAAGAGAGAGACUGCAGUCCUCAAAGUGUCUGUCCUCAGAACCAAGGAGGAAGAGAAGAUACCAGAUUCACCAGGGACACCGUUUGACCCGGAGUGCAGACUCAAGCACUCAGCAACGCUGAAGGAAGAGAGGGAUGGAGAAGGGGUAAAGGAGGAAGGAGAAGAGAAAGUGAGCUGCAUACAACGGAGGAUCAGUUUGCUGCUGGACUACUCCUCGAGGCCAGAGGCUCUGACCAAGAGGGAGGAAGUACCUGGUCCAAUUAAACAAGCAGACGGUUCUGGGGGUGUGAAACAGCGAAUUAAAGACUGGGCAUUAGACACACCUCCUGUUCAGGCAUCCAAUCAGAGGGUGGAUGUUGCCCCUCAACCAAUCCCUUAUCAGAGUUUACCCUGCAUUGGGUGUUACUGGGGGGUCGUUGGCGACGAGCGAAAGCGUUCAGCUAGCUCCCCAAGAGGACAAGGCUUAUACCCUAUGUCGCUCAGGACAUUCUGGGAUAAAGGUUAAUAGGGAGGAGAUAGAGGAUGAGGAAGAGGAGGGAGAAGAGGAGGAGGGAGAGGAGAAGAGGGCCCAGGUGGCACUCUACAAACCAGUAGGGAGACUUCUUCGGAUGAAAGAUGGAGGGAAGAAACAGGAGCUAGUGAUUGAUCAAAUAGAGAAAGAUAUGGAGACCAAGGUGCAAGAGGAGGAAAAAGUGAAACAGCUGGAGCUAGAAGAGAGACAGGCAGUGAAGGAGAGGGAGAAAGAAAAGGAAAGGGAGAGACAGAGAGAGGAAAAAGAGAG